This is a messenger RNA of Manis javanica (Malayan pangolin), 1925 nucleotides long. The record is from RefSeq and is a predicted model, not a curated record. Lineage: Eukaryota; Metazoa; Chordata; Mammalia; Pholidota; Manidae.
ACCGAGCGCCGGGCGCGCUCCAUUGGCGGCGGAUUCGAAUGUUCCAGUCGGGAUCUCCGGGCCGGAGGGAGCGCUUGAGCGGCCGCGUUGUUCUAGUUGUUCCAGCGGGCGCGAACCCCGGCUCGGUGCUGGGGGAUCUCGGAAGCUAAGGCGGCUGGAGCCUGAGCGAGAGGAUGGCUCUGUCCGCGACAGUCUCCCAGAGAAAGCGGAUAAAGCGGAAGGCUCCCCGCGGCUUUCUAAAGCGCGUCUUCAAGCGAUGGAAGCCUCACCUUCGUCUAGAGUCAAGAGGCGACUUACUGAUGCAUUUGAACUGUUUACUGUUUGUUCGUCGGUUAGCAGGAGAGUCGAGGACAGAUGCUUAUGAGAAUAAGUGUGGAGUCAUCAAAAAGAAGCGUGUACAGGCUGCAGCAAAGGUAAUUCUAAAGAAGAGCAGAGGUUAGAAGUCAAAAAAAGAGAAGUCAAAGAACACAAUUUUGAAAAUUAUAUGGUGUAUUGUUUUAGGUGGUGACAGAUUGUGAAAGCAGUUUUUAUGUUUUCAGCUAAUAUUGUGUAUUAUUAAACUUGGUUAGUAGAGGUAUGUGUGUAUUUGUAUAUUUUUUUUUACCAGUAUUGAAAUAUCUCAAGCAUGUAGGACCAUGUAACUUUUUUUUUUUUUGAGGCAUUAUGUUUCAUUCAUUUCAAGUGGCCUCUAGUUCCUUUUAUUUCUAUUUUGUUGGUAUUGUAAAUGUUUUACAUAUCAAAAUGAAAUCUUACUGCAUUAAGUAGCUUGAAGAGAUAUAUUUCAUAGAAUUUAUAAGGAUUUAGAUUUAGCCACAACAAACUAUGGAAUCAAUUUAAUUUGAAGAAAGAUAAGUACAGUGAAAUCUAGGUACAGUUUAUGUAUUUAACUCUUUAAUGCCUUUGCAUAAGCGAUGUAAUCUUCUUUUAUGUUAUGUAACUGUUCAACAGUAAACAUCACCAAAAACUCAUCUCCCUUCCCAAACCAAAAAAAAAUUUAUGGAGUAAACUGACUUAUUUUCCUCAAGGCACACAUAUUUAAGAGAUAUUUUAUUUCCCUUAAGGAAGCCUUUAAAAGUCUAUUGUAUAUCAUCUAAGAGUUAUUAUUUUUAAUUUUUUAUUUUGAAAUAAUCAUAGAUUGCAAAGAUAGUAGAGAGAUCCCCAUGUACUCUACAUCCCAUUUUCCCCCAGUGGUUACAUCUUAGAAAUUAUAGUACAAUAUCAAAACCAGGAAUUUGAAAUCAGUACAGUAUGUAUGUAAUUCUGUACCAUUUUAUCACAUGUGUAGAUUUGUGUACCCAGCAUGACAAGAGGGAGAACUAUUAUUUCAUUACCACAGAGUUCUCUUUCAUGUUGUCCUUUUAUAAAUUCCACUGAGACUCCUAUGGCCUCUUCCCGCCUACCCUGCUCCCACUAUACCUAAAUCCUGGCAACCACUGAUCUAUUCUCCAUCUCUAUAAUUUUGUCAUUUUGAUGGAAUCAUAUGACUUCUGGGGAUUUGUUGUUUUAACUCAGCAUAACUUCCUUGAGAUCCAUGAAGUUGUUGCAUGUAGCAGUUUGUUCCUUUUUAUUACUGAGUCAUAUUCCGUGGUAUUUACCACAGUUUGUGUAACUAUUCAUCCAUUGAGGGGCAUUUUGAUUAUUUCCAGUUUUGGCUGUUAAAUAAAGCUGAUACGAACAAUUGUGUACAAGUUUUUAUACAGAUACAGGUUUUCAUUUCACUGAGGUAAAUUCCCAAGACUGUGAUUGUUGGACCAAAUGGUAAAUACAUGUUUAGUUUUAAAACUGUUUUCCAGACUGGCUUUACCAUUUUACAUUCCCAUUAGUAGUUUGAUUUGAGAAAUCUUUCUUCACAUUCUCACAUUUUGUUACUUUUUUAUUUUAGUUUCAAUAGGAGUAUGUCUUAUCAUGGUUUCUAAUUUUAAUUU